UUGUGAAUGUUGUGUUGACUCUUCUCGUUUUCUUGUACAGUUUGUUGCUAAAGUCUAGGAACCCAGGGGCUCAAGAGGGUGUGAGAAAGUACACUUCGGACUAGCCAAGUUCUUUAUGCCUGUCGGAUUAGAAGAAAACGGUUGAGAGGAUGAAAGGAAUCGCUGAUGAACCGCAGUAUUCUGUCGGUCUGCUGGAGGGAGGCGCAGCCCUCUGUGACGUGAUUGACAAUCAUAUUUAUGAACAAUCUCUGACUGAGAAGAAUGCAUUCUUUGUAGCAGACCUGGGAGUAAUAAUGAGGCAGCAUGUUCGCUGGCGAACCCACAUGGCCCAAAUUAGACCCUACUAUGCUGUCAGAUGCAACAGCAGCCCAGCUGUUAUUGAGGUUCUUGCUGCCCUCGGUGCCGGAUUCAUUUGUACCAACAAGGUACUUGACCAUAAACUGGUUGUGUCACUGUAGUGGGUUCAGGUUUAU
Molecule: messenger RNA, 473 nt
Organism: Notothenia coriiceps (black rockcod)
Lineage: Eukaryota; Metazoa; Chordata; Actinopteri; Perciformes; Nototheniidae
Product: antizyme inhibitor 1-like
Exons: 2
Coding region: 150-458 (102 amino acids)
Biological process (GO): negative regulation of protein catabolic process; positive regulation of polyamine transmembrane transport
Cellular component (GO): cytoplasm
Molecular function (GO): ornithine decarboxylase activity; ornithine decarboxylase activator activity
Source: RefSeq, a predicted model, not a curated record